Molecule: messenger RNA, 4594 nt
Organism: Neopelma chrysocephalum (saffron-crested tyrant-manakin)
Lineage: Eukaryota; Metazoa; Chordata; Aves; Passeriformes; Pipridae
Gene: PNISR
Product: PNN interacting serine and arginine rich protein
Exons: 12
Coding region: 154-2625 (823 amino acids)
Cellular component (GO): presynaptic active zone; nuclear speck
Molecular function (GO): RNA binding
Source: RefSeq, a predicted model, not a curated record
CGCUUCACUUCCGGGUGCGCGGCAGCGGGCGCCAUAUUGUCUUGUCCGUGAAGACGAGGAGCGAGACCGAGGGUAGCGCGGCCGCGGAGCGGCGGCACCGGCGGCGGGAGGCAAGGGAGAGCUUGAAAUAUAGACUAUAUAAAGACUUAAAAGAUGUGGGAUCAAGGUGGACAACCUUGGCAGCAAUGGCCUUUGAACCAACAGCAGUGGAUGCAGUCAUUUCAGCACCAGCAAGAUCCGAGCCAAAUUGACUGGGCUGCAUUAGCUCAAGCAUGGAUUGCUCAACGAGAAGCCUCAGGGCAACAGAAUGUAGUGGAACAACAAGGAAUGAUGCCAAACGGACAGGAUAUUUCAGGAAUAGAGUCUGGUCCAAACAACCAUAAUAAUUUUCAGGGUGAUCCCAACUUCAACAGAAUGUGGCAGCCAGAAUGGGGAAUGCCUCACCAACCCCCUCACCCACCUCCAGACCAGCAAUGGAUGACUCCAACCCCAGGUCAAAUGGAAAUUGUUCCUCCAUCUGAAGACAGCAACAGUCAGGACAGUGGGGAAUUUACUCCUGACAACAGGCAUAUAUUUAACCAGAACAAUCACAACUUUGGGGGACCUCCCGAUAACUUUGCAAUGGGGCCAGUGAACCAGUUUGACUAUCAGCAUGGGGCUGCUUUUGGUCCACCUCAAGGUGGAUUUCAUCCACCUUAUUGGCAGCCAGGACCACCAGGACCACCAGGUCCUCCAGCACCUCCUGCACCUACUCAAAAUCGAAGGGAAAGACCCUCAUUCAGAGAUCGGCAGCGUUCACCUAUUGCGAUGCCUGUGAAGCAGGAGCCUCCACAGAUUGAUGCUGUGAAGCGUAGAACUCUGCCUGCCUGGAUUCGAGAGGGCCUGGAAAAGAUGGAAAGAGAAAAACAGAAAAAAUUGGAAAAAGAGAGAAUGGAGCAGCAACGUUCACAGAUGUCUAAAAAAGAAAAAAAGGAAAGUGAGGAGGCUGAAGAAGGGGAUGGCCCACGGUUACCUCAGAAAAGUAAAUUUGACAGUGAUGAGGAAGAUGAAGAUGCUGAAAACACAGAAGCUGUAAGUGUUGGGAAAAGCAGCAGGAGUCCAUCCCCAGCUCCUCAAGAGGAGCAAAGUGAACCAGAAAUGACAGAAGAAGAAAAGGAGUAUCAAAUGAUGAUGCUGACAAAAAUGCUGCUGACAGAGAUUCUCUUAGAUGUCACAAAUGAAGAAAUCUAUUAUGUGGCCAAAGAUGUUCACCGUAAAGCAACUAAAGCUCCUGCAAAACAGCUGGCACAGUCCAGUGCACUGGCUUCCCUUACUGGACUCGGUGGACUGGGUGGUUAUGGAUCAGGAGACAGUGAAGAUGAGAGGAGUGACAGAGGCUCUGAGUCAUCUGAUACUGAUGAUGAGGAAUUACGACACAGAAUCAGGCAAAAACAGGAAGCGUUUUGGAGAAAAGAGAGAGAACAGCAACUACUACUAGAAAAACAGCUAGAAGAAGAGAAGCUACAAAAUGAAAAAGUUUCAAAAGAGAUGAGUGAAUUUAUCAACAAAGAACAAAAUAGUAACUCAGCAUCACAGGAGGCAAAAGAAAUUGAAGCAGAUAUGAUUCAUGAAAAGAAAAGAUCUCCAAAUGCAAUCACACCUGAUGUAGAAGUUAAGAAAGAGGGUAAAGACAGGACAGGAAGGAGUGGGUCCAGAAGCUCCAGCAGUGGUAGCACUAGCAGCAAUAGUAGGAGCAGCAGCAGUAGCAGCACAGUAUCUAGUUCAUCCUAUAGCACUAGCUCAGGUAGCAGUCGCAGCUCUUCACGUUCUUCCUCUCCUAAAAGGAAGAAGAGGCACAGUCGCAGUAGGACGCCAUCACAUAAGGUUAGGCGCAGCAGAAGCAGGAGUUACUCCCACAGAAAUAGGAGAGAGAGGAGUAGGAGCAGAGAGAAAAUACGGGAAAGGAGAAGAUCUAGUAGAAAUCACAGUGCUGAAAGAGGGGAGAGGCGGAGAAACCGGAGUCCUUCAAGAGAGAAAAGCUGGGAUAGACGUAGAAGCGGUAGCCGCUCAAGAGACCGGCGAGCCAACCGUGCAAGCCGCAGCAGAAGCAGGGACAGACGUAAAGCUGAAGACCAGCGUAGAAGCCCAACUGGAAAUAGGCACAAACAUAAAAGUGAGGGUAAAGAUCAAGACAGGAAGAAGGAGCAGGGUGGAGGUGUAGAUAAAGACAGAAAAAAGAACAGAGAAAGGGAGAGAGAUCAGGAAAAAAGAAAAGAUAAGCCCAAAAAAGAGGAAAAAGAAAGUAAGGCUGGCAAUCAUGAUGACAGUAGAUUAAAGAGAAAAAGAGACAGUGAAAGAACUUUCUCUCGCAGUGAUUCAAUAUGUGUGAAAAUAAUAAGACAGGAUUCCAGACAGGAAAGCAAAAAAAUUACUACCAAAGACAGCAAAAAGCGGUCAGGCUCUGAAUCUAGUGCGAGAAGUAGUUCUGAAUCACCAGGAAGCAGUAAAGAAAAGAAGGCUAAGAAAUCAAAGCAUAUUCGGUCAUGCUCCAUGGAGAAAUCUCAAAGGUCUGGUAAGAAGGCAAGCCGCAAACACAAGUCUAAGUCACGAUCAAGAUCAACAACUCCUCUUCGUCGUAAACGCUGAGGAAUUUAUGGCACCAGUGCUAUGACGUUUAAAAAUUCCAUGAGUUAUAAAAGGCUUGUCUCAUUAUAGAGGCACAUUGUGGCUAUGUAGGUGAAACCAGAAUCCUUUUUUUAUCUGUACAUAGGUGUAUUUUUUCCAAAUGCUGCUCAGAAUUAAAUACCUAAUAGGAUUUCUUUGUAUUACAUUUUUUCAAGAACGGUAGUGCUUAUUAAGACUAUAAAACAGGCCAUUCUCUUUCAGCUGUAAUGUUCUUAAAAUUACUAUUGAAUGUACUGUGAUGUCAAUAAAGCUCUUUAGUUAAUUUUUGUUUAAAAUUCUUGCACCUGAAUUUUGUGUUAAAUGGUAGAAAGUACUUAAAAAAAAAGGCAGCUUUUUUGGUAUAACAAAUUUUUAAAGUACUUGAGAAAGAUUUAACAUAAAACACUUGUCACAAUAUGUAAUUCAUGGAUUUGAUGAGAUUAUUGGGGUUGUGGAAGAACAGAGCAAAGACGUUUUCCUUUAGAUAUGUGUAAUAGAUUUUUAAUAGCCUUUUUUUUUGGUCUAGCAAGUACUAUAUGCUGUGUGUGUAAAAUAUGGGUCACUGUAAUACAAGCUAUACUUAAACAGACUGAACCCCAUUAGGAAUAUGUGCGACUAACUGAUCUCAUGUGACAGUAUUAAGCUCUGGAACUAUAUUCCUCACCCAGAUUUCAGAAAGAACUUUCUGGAUGUUCAGGGAUAUUACACGAACAUAUCUCAGAAUUUUAGAUGUUUUUAUGGAAUAUGUUUACAAAUGUCACUGAGUACACAUUAGAAAACUGACAAUAGGUUAACUUUACAUUUUGGCACAUGCAUUAAUUAAAUGCAUAGUGAAUAUUAAAGCUGGUUAUUUUUGUUAGCAUUACGACAAUUGCAAUUCCUGUAAGGAUAAUACAUUGAUUAGACAGCAAUUUUUGGGUAGUCAGUAAAUUUUUGGGUUUAGUAUCACUAUAAAGUGAAAGAGGUCACUGAUUAUCUACUUUGGGAAAUUGACUGUUAGUAACAAGAGUGUGAAAUAAUAUCCGUUAAAAAGCAAACCAACAAUACACAACCUUAGGUCAGUGACUGUUGCAGAAGAACAUGAAUUCAGGGAGAGAUCUGUGCCUAGAAGGUCUGGUAUGACACCAGUUGUGAAAAAGAAAAAAGGCCUAACAACAAAGUAAGUUUUCUUUAAUUGGCUGUAUCCUCUAAGAAAAAAUAUACUAGUACAGGCAACUUGCGAAGCAUGUCUUCAUAAACAGAUUAAUCCAUUUAACUAAAUUAGAAUUAAGCUAUGCAGCAUUUUUCCACUGUAAUUUUUUUCAUAAAUUAGAUGCAGAAAUAAACUGUUUCAGUGCAAAGAAUCACAUUUUAACUAUGCCUUUUUUAAGCAAGCUAAUGGCUAGUGAAUACAUGCAUGUUUAUCAAAACAAUGUUACAGAUAAAGAAUUAGUUAAUCAGUUAUAAAUUAUAACACUCCCCCAACGCCCAGUUAUGUCCUUUUACAUAGACUAAACAAGUCAUACCUAUUAGCAAAAUAAGGCAUAAUUUGCAGCACAUCACUUCUACUUGCAUCGGUAGGGGUAUAAAUAAAAAUAUGUUGAUCCAAUCUUGCUACACUCUUUGCUCUGGGUAAGAGUGAGGAUUUUUUAAAAGUGGGUAGCGUAACAGUUCAGAUAUUUUAGAAGGAUGCCUUGAGAGAGAAAGAAAGAAAGAAAGAAAGAAACUAGAAGUAACUUUAAGAAAAACUGUUGAGGAAUACAGUUUCCAGAAUGCAUUGAAUUUGAUUUUCAGUUCAGAUUUUAUAUUCUCUGUCUAAUAAUAAAAAAGAUUGUGUAUGAAAAGCUUUAUAUACUCUGCCAACAACUGGAACUCUGUCACUUCCUGUAAAUAUGAAAAUUAUUUUUUUGACACAAAUGCACUUAUAUGGGUAGUGACUGUAUGCCAAUAAAAAGAGCAUACGACCUCUGUA